Molecule: messenger RNA, 351 nt
Organism: Pyricularia grisea
Lineage: Eukaryota; Fungi; Ascomycota; Sordariomycetes; Magnaporthales; Pyriculariaceae
Exons: 2
Coding region: 1-351 (116 amino acids)
Source: RefSeq, a predicted model, not a curated record
AUGAAGUUGUUUGAGUUUUGUACAAUCUUGGCGCUCGCCAUCUCGGUCACGGCCAUCCCCGUCAGCAACGGUUGGGCCAACGCCGUCUCUGCCACCCGUCAGUGCCACGUGGCCAAGGCUGGGCGUUGCCAAUGCCACCGCGCUGGUAACAAGGGCAGCCGCCGUUUAACCGCCCGCGAAGAACCGCUGUUAACCGACAGCAGCGACGACGACUCGGACGCUUCCAGCGACAGUGAGCCGUGCACCUCGCCCACGCGCCACAGCUGGCAAUUUGAUUGCCCUAAUUGCGGAACUAAGAAGUCUAUCGACUGCGGUGAUGGAUUUUGCGGGGUGAAGCAUGAAGCCUAUUAG